This is a messenger RNA of Aspergillus bombycis, 1179 nucleotides long. RefSeq lists its product as uncharacterized. The transcript has 2 exons. The record is from RefSeq and is a predicted model, not a curated record. Bases 1 to 1179 code for a protein of 392 amino acids. NCBI's taxonomy places the organism in Eukaryota, Fungi, Ascomycota, Eurotiomycetes, Eurotiales, Aspergillaceae.
AUGUCUGGCGUCAAGAAGAGGCUGCCCCGAGAUAUCAAGCAAUGGGAGGAUGCAAUGGCUAGGAUGAAUCUCACUGGCCAGACUGUACACGGUGCGAAGCUUGCCUCUGCCUCUAAAGUUGAACAAGAGCAAUUUCUGCUAUUCCAUGUUCUAUGGGUUCCGCGGCCUAUAGAUGAGCUACUGAGAAUAUUGUCUGGCAUCAGCGAGUGGAUUUCGGAGGCGGAUACAAUGCUAGGAGGCUAUAAGUCAUGGGGGACAUAUUGUCGGGCGUUUUUUAGUCCGAAUAUUGAAGAAGGGAAUUUUGCCGUUGCCCGGCAGUAUCAACUUGAGGUUACUGAUACCCAAGAUGACACAGAUCUACAAACCUUUGUAACUCCUAUCGCACAUCGAACACGUGCCCGUGCCCGUGAACGUGGUAACCCGGCAGUCGGCGCCCAUGUGGAGACCCCCUCAAAGUCCACCAAUAUAUCCGAAGUACUCAGCCUUGAAGAUAUUAGUCUCGACGAUCCCUUUGUUGUCCAGGAGACCUCAGUUCUUGAAACCCCGGUUCAUGAGACCCCAGUUCAUGAGACCCCGAGUCCAUUCCAACCUAUAACACCUGGUCCAAAAGAACUGGAAAACGUGCUGUACCCUCCCACAAAGGAUGAGCAGAUUGUGAACUGUGCACUGAUCCUCUUCCUGAAUGCCCUGACCAUGCAUUUCAAAUUAACCAAUAAAUGGACGCUACACAGAAAGGCCUUCAAAGCUAACUUUGAGGAGGCUAGUUUCGAAGCAAGGAUCGACGGAUAUCUCGAUGAUCGCCGAGGCAAAGCGAAAGUUAUUGUCGAGGUGAAACCUGUUACACGAUCAAAGAAGGAGGCUUCGAUCCAAAUGCAGGAGAGCGCCCAAAUGGUAGCCUGGAUCAAAAGCGAUGGCGAACAGCCCAGCGGAGUCGAACAGAUGCGCAUAAUUGUCUCCCAAGACCGGCACGAAAUAUUUUUGACGGUUGCGAAGUAUGGUGACGAAUAUAUCAGAUAUUUGAGCGACAAGAAUGAUCAAGGCGGAUCCAAUUCUUUCAUGACAAUGCACCAAUUCGGUCCGUGGAAUACAUUGGAUGUUGCCAGCAUGAAACUCCUCGGACCUAUACUUCUUGCAAUAUCUCUUCGUGCAGAAGCCGCAGAUGGGACGAACACAAAUUGA